AUAGCCAAUCCAUAGCUAUUGGUUGGUAUAUUGUCAAUUGAAUAUUUUUGAAACAAAGUAUUCAUUCAUUUGAUAUCCAGCCAGUGAUCAGUGAUCAUCCUAUAUCAUAUAAUAUCCUUUUCAAUCAUUCACCAAACAUUCAUCAUGCAAAAGUUAAUGAUAGUCAUGAUAAUGACUGUAAUGGUCAUCAAUAUGAUAGCAGUUUCUGCUCAAAAAGGACGAUCAUAUGUUAAUCCAUCGCUUAGUCCUGGUCGUAAAGCUUUUGCCAAAAGUCCAACUCGACCAUUAGUUCCACCGCCCAGAAUAAGUCAAACGCACAUCGAUUCGAAUUCAGCUCUUUCGGCUGGUUUGCGACCAGCUGCACCUGCACCGAUUCCAGCACCAGCACCUGCAAAAGCUUAUGGUGGUACUAAAUUACCCAGACCAAAUGCUGCUGUUGCUGCAACCGCUCCGAGACGCCCGAUUCCUUCUCAACCAGCAGCUCCACGUCCCGCACCUGUUCCAGCUCCGGCACCUGCUCCAGCUCCAGCUCCAGCACGAUCAUCAUCUGCCGUUGCUGCUCCUAGCCGUAAUCGUGAUAAUGAUGAUGGUGAUGAUGGUGGCCCACAUCCAGCUCCUGAACCAUAUUCAUUUUCAUACGCCGUUAAUGAUGAAGAAAGUGGUGCCCAAUUAACACGUGAAGAACGACAAGAUGCUGGCGGUAAUAUUGUUGGAUUUUAUCAUAUUAUGGAUGCUGAUGGUCGUCGACGUCGUGUUGAUUAUACUGCCGGUCCUGAAGGUUUCAAGGCUACAAUCAGUUCGAAUGAAGAAGGUUUAAUUAGCCGAGAUUCUGCUGAUGCUGGUUACACUGUUGAAGAAGUACCCGAAGAUCGUCAAAAUGCUGUUGCUGCUGCUGCACAAGCCGCUGCCCGUGGUCGACCACAAGCAUGAAUUGAUUGAUUUUAAUUCCUACCAAUUUAACAGAUCAAUAGUGAUUGAUUAGCUCAAAUCAACAAAUUUCAAAAGUCCAUCGUAAUCGUAAAUAAUCAAUGGUCAACAAACAAAAUUAAUUAGCCAUUUUUCUUGAAUUGUAAAUCUUAACAAAUUACCAUCACCAUCGUCAUGAACAAUAUUGUU
Dermatophagoides pteronyssinus (European house dust mite) is the source of this 1116-nucleotide messenger RNA. RefSeq lists its product as uncharacterized. Lineage: Eukaryota; Metazoa; Arthropoda; Arachnida; Sarcoptiformes; Pyroglyphidae. Gene Ontology annotation, cellular component: extracellular matrix. The record is from RefSeq and is a predicted model, not a curated record.